AUACUUUGCGACAACCAUGCGCUUUUCUCCACACAGCCCCUAGGGGGCGACCUCCAUAGCGAGCACGUGCAGCUACGGUCGCAGACAGCCGAAACGAUAUUGCUCUGCGCAUUCCAGGGCGCCGCGCAGGCGAGGUCUUCCAAACUAGGAGCAUCAUCAGGAUCCUUCGUUCUUACCCCAACGCCGGCUCUAUGUAAGCCGACCGCAGCGUCGCACCACCUGCAUCACGUCAUGGCACAACACCAGUCACAGGCAAACAAGAGAGGGUUUCUUGGAAUUAUCUGCCAUUACUGUCUCGCUGAAUCGCUGCCGACCCAAAGCAGCCUAUCAUACAGCAAAUUAUCAUCCGAAUGCCUCCAUUUUUCGUUCCGGCCAGCCACCGCUCAAUGUGGCGAUCCCGCAAGCAAAGAUAAAGGAUCCAAAAGAAGCCUCGUCAAUCAUAACCGUUGCCGGUGUUGGUACGCCAAGGCACCUCUAUGGAGGAGAAGAACGGACGGGGGUAAAGAAUACUAUACAAGGGGAUACGUGGUGGAACGGCGGGGUGGUGCUGGGUGCAGAGGAAGAGAGAGCGACCUGAGAGUACCGGGAUGUAGCCUCCAAGGAUGGUGCCAGAUACUGCGGAAAUUCGGACAAGCAAACCAAUGCUCCCAGAAUACUCAGGCAAGAAUACACGCGUCAAGAGGUGGAGAGAUUUAAGCAUGGAGCGAAUGACAGAAGCAUCUGCAGAGAGCGAUGGGGAAGAAUGCGGCG
This is a messenger RNA of Trematosphaeria pertusa, 750 nucleotides long. RefSeq lists its product as uncharacterized. The transcript has 3 exons. The record is from RefSeq and is a predicted model, not a curated record. NCBI's taxonomy places the organism in Eukaryota, Fungi, Ascomycota, Dothideomycetes, Pleosporales, Trematosphaeriaceae. The coding region runs from base 232 to 696 and encodes 154 amino acids.